AUUUGACAUGCAUGUGGUUUAGAGGGGGAAAAAGAAACACAUCAUCUACUCUCCUUUGUGACUGUGUAAACCGAAGAAAGAAGCAAUAAGAAAAAAACCAAGCUGAGUAUGAGCACUCGGUUUGACUGUCAGCAGUGCACAGCAUCGCUCCUUGGGAAGAAGUACGUUCUCAAGGACAGCAACCUCUACUGCGUCUCCUGCUACGACCGCAUCUUCUCUAACUACUGUGAGCACUGCAAAGCACUAAUUGAAUCAGAUUCUAAGGAUCUUUGUUACAAAAACCGGCACUGGCAUGAAGGAUGCUUCAAGUGCACCAAGUGCCAUCACUCUUUGGUGGAAAAGCCUUUCGUUGCUAAGGAUGAGCGUCUGCUGUGCACGGAGUGCUACUCCAGUGAGUGCUCCUCCAGGUGCUUCCACUGCAAGAGGACCAUCAUGCCUGGCUCUCGCAAAAUGGAAUUUAAGGGCAAUUACUGGCAUGAAACCUGCUUUGUUUGUGAGCAUUGCCGACAGCCAAUAGGAACAAAACCUUUGAUCUCCAAAGAAAGUGGUAAUUAUUGCGUGCCUUGUUUUGAGAAGGAGUUUGCUCACUACUGCAACUUUUGUAAGAAGAUAAUAACUUCUGGCGGGGUAACAUUUCGUGACCAAAUAUGGCACAAGGAGUGCUUUCUGUGUAGUGGCUGCAGGAAAGAACUUUGUGAAGAGGCAUUUAUGUCUAAAGAUGACCUUCCAUUCUGCUUGGACUGCUAUAACCAUCUUUAUGCCAAAAAGUGUGCAGCCUGCAAAAAACCCAUCACUGGUCUCAAAGGUGCCAAGUUCAUCUGCUUUCAAGACCGCCAAUGGCAUAGCGAGUGCUUCAACUGUGGGAAGUGCUCCGUCUCCUUGGUGGGUGAGGGAUUCCUCACCCAUAACAUGGAAAUCUUCUGCCGCAAGUGUGGCUCUGGGGUGGACAGUGACAUCUAGACAAAGACAGCCUCGCCCCACCUGAAAACUUGGUCCUCAGUAAAUCUAAAACUUGAUUGCAGCCAUAUUUGAUGUAUGCUUGAGAAAAUGUUUUAAUGUAGGGUAAACAGUAGAAAAGGCUUUGCUCACAUUCUUAUUGAAUUGUAUAGUUAGGGCACAAGAAAGCACAGUGUGACAGAAUUGAAUAUAUACUAAUUUCCAGUGUUAUCUCUCCUUGAAAAAUACUGCACCCUCGCUGAUAGAAACAUAAGCUAUCUCGUUAAAAUCAAUUAUGUGACCUCUCCCUAGGAGUUGUGAACAUUAUUACUGAAGGACAUUUUUCAAAGUUGCAGAGUAAAGGUAUCACAGAGACCCAGUUGGGAGAUACAGAGGAGACUAGUGCUUGCCUUUCAACUGGCCAGUUACGUAUUGUAAUAUAUACUAGGAAAGGCAGAAGAUUUAUGGCAGAAUAUUAAGUAAUCAUCACAUUUAGGAAUUAUGCCACUCUGAAAUCAUUCUUUGUUUAGAGUUGAAAAACAAGAUAUAGUCUCCCCUCCCCUACAUGACUUCCAUAGGGAGUCAGCACCCUUCCAUCAAUGGAACUUGAGAGCAGCAGAUGCUAUGUUCUCAGAC
This is a messenger RNA of Jaculus jaculus (lesser Egyptian jerboa), 1572 nucleotides long. RefSeq names its product four and a half LIM domains 5 (gene Fhl5). Gene Ontology annotation, biological process: positive regulation of transcription by RNA polymerase II. The coding region runs from base 109 to 960 and encodes 283 amino acids. Gene Ontology annotation, cellular component: Z disc; nucleus. Lineage: Eukaryota; Metazoa; Chordata; Mammalia; Rodentia; Dipodidae. The record is from RefSeq and is a predicted model, not a curated record. Gene Ontology annotation, molecular function: transcription coactivator activity. The transcript has 6 exons.